Pyrenophora tritici-repentis Pt-1C-BFP is the source of this 2277-nucleotide messenger RNA. Lineage: Eukaryota; Fungi; Ascomycota; Dothideomycetes; Pleosporales; Pleosporaceae. The record is from RefSeq and is a predicted model, not a curated record.
AUGCAGGUCGACUUUGGCGACCAAGGAGAGUCGGAGCACAACCUGCACCUGACAGCCAACCCUCACCAACACGCCCAUCCACGUAGCCACUACGAGCAUCCUGGGCCUGGCAGUGGGCCGCCCUACCUGCCCUUUCGGCAUCCAGGUAGUGGUGGUGGUGGAGAUGGAGGUGGAGGAGGAGGCGGAGGAGGAGGAGUACCAGCAAUUGAUCCGGCACUUCAUCAGAGCACAGGUGCCAGCCGCAAUGUGCACACGCCCAUGUCGGCCGUCCCCCAUCAGGCCCAGUCAAACCACCUACUUCAGCCUGACAAUGCCGGCCACUUCUCGCACGGCUUGUAUGGCGACAUGCGCAGCUCCCAAACUCCCCCAGCCUCUGCGAACGCAUCGCCGCGCUUCUCCGCCAUAUCACCAACCAGCCAGCCGCGCCAGGUGGCAUCGCACUAUGAGCCCUCGGACCGCAACCCGCCCGCGCGCGACGUGUCCGACGAGACCAUCGACGACGCCUACGCCGCCUUCAUACUGUACUGCAACCCCAACUUCCCCACCACCAUCGACACGAGCGAGCUGGUGAAGCUGUUCCGCACCCCGCCCAAGAGCGACGGCAACGCCUUCAGCACUUGGACUCUCUUCGAACUGAUCCGCAAAUUCGAAGCCAAGGAGAUCAAGACAUGGACGCAGUUGGCUUUGGAUUUGGGUGUAAAGCCGCCAAACACCGACGAGGGACAGAGCACGCAAAAGGUGCAGCAGUACUCAGUCAGACUCAAGCGAUGGAUGCGCGCAAUGCACAUUGACGCCUUUUUCGAGUAUCUGAUGGGCAAGCAGCACCCCUACUGCCUGCAGAUACCACCACCACAUGACCCCUUUCCACCUCAAGGGCGUGAUGGUGUAAUCCUAGAGGAAGACUUGGCCAUCCGGGCUCUCGAUCCCAAGUUCAAACCGAAACGCGGACGCCGGAAAGCUGACGAUGGAGAGGAUGACAUUGAUUUCGACGAAGGCACGCCAGCUCGCAAGCGGCCUCAGCUAGACACGUCAAUACCAUUCGGUAAUGUGCUACAGCCUCAAUCAGCCUAUCCUACCAGCGCCCAUCCCAACAACAUGCAUGGGGGAUUCUUGACACAAGAUCCGUGGACAUCAGUGUCAGCAGUCACCCCGUCUUCCGCCUUGACUGCAGCUUCGGCGCCGAGCCGUCUAGGCCACAGUAAUCUGACGCCAUACUCAGCAUCGCCCAUGUCGGGUCAGCAGAUACGUUGGCGGCUAAACACAGAGAAUCCUCAGACGCCCCAUCCACUCUCCGCUGUAACACCACAAUCAGCCUAUCCAUUCUUCGAUGAGCCACAAUCCGCUGUCACGCCUUCCAGCUCCAGGUCACGAUCCCGUCGGCGACACGGUCCCGCUGUGUCGUCAGCAUGGUCGACCAAUAACAGCUCAUCGACUGGCAAGUUGCGUGGCCGUCCUCCCAGCAAUCGCUCGAUUCGAGAUGGACCUUAUGUGACGUUCCCGGCGAACCCCAAGACGAAAGAAGAACCACCCAUCGACCGGAAUCCAGGCAAUCUGACGCCAAUUGUUGAACGGGCGCACUCGGACCCUCCAGCGCCCGAGAACUCGUUUCGUUUCCCACCCACACCAGCCUCUGCCAUUUCACCAUCUAAGAUGGAAGGUCCGCUGCCGGGUGGUAUGCCGCAGAAGCAGCGAUUGAGUCUUCAAGUUCCACCUAAUGUUGGCAACCCAGUAGUGCGUUUAGUCACUCCAACUGUGCUUGUCAAUGGGGAGGAGAAUCAGUCGCCAGGUACUGGCCUGGGACCCUCCCCAAUAAGCGCUGCUUCAGCGCAAGUAACGCCUGCACAUACGUACGACCAACAGAUCGGCUUCGGUCUUGGCGGGCCCACUGGUGGCGUAAGAAGAGUAGAUUGCAUACGUUUUCGCGUCGGCGGUGACGGCUACGAGUCUCCGAUUGACGAUGAGGAUGAAGAAGCCGAAACGAGCAAUGAUGCCCAAGGCAGCGGGCGUAUUAAGGAAACGUUUGAUGUCCUUUUUGCCGUAUCAUUCGGCGGGCUAAGUGGAGAGUGGAUCGCAAAAGGCCUAGAGGCUUCAAAUGAGUCUGAAGCCGAUGCUGAAAGCCGAGACCGCGGCAGAGGCUCAAAAGACACAGAGGGGGCAAGAAACGAAACGAAUGAUGAACACUGGAAAAGUAAAUAUUUGGAAGCUCAACGCAAGAUAUGGGAGAUGAAAGAGGAGGUGAAGAGUCUCAAGGAUAGAGUCCUGGAGGCUGUUUUGUAG